This is a messenger RNA of Pyrus x bretschneideri (Chinese white pear), 1142 nucleotides long. RefSeq lists its product as uncharacterized. The transcript is spliced from 5 exons. NCBI's taxonomy places the organism in Eukaryota, Viridiplantae, Streptophyta, Magnoliopsida, Rosales, Rosaceae. The record is from RefSeq and is a predicted model, not a curated record. Bases 218 to 928 code for a protein of 236 amino acids.
GUGUGAAAAAGGUGUCGGUGAUGAUCAUGGACUUUCAUCAGUCUUUUUUUUCUUUUUUUCUGAGACUAGACCUUCAUCAGUUUAUAUAGUAUUAACUUGACACCCAAUCCACCAAAAUAAAGCUAGAAUUCCAACAAUCCUAUACACCAAGCCUUCUAACCUCGUUUCUCUGUCUUGAGCAGAACCCCAUCUCAACAAAAACUUGUAUUUUUAGGCCAUGGCCAUGUUGAUCAGAAGCUCAAUGAGUUCUCGCAGUUCUAGGCAUUUCCAGGUUUCAGUUAUAAGACCCAGUUGUCUGAGUACUAAUCACUGGGACCGAUGUCGUUUCCUCGAAAAUCGGAGCUUCUUGCAGCCACUUAUCAUGAAGGUCGAAAAUGGUAGCCACAAAAAGAUGGACGUGGUUGUCAAUAGUGCUGAACCAGGAACUCCUCUUCCUUUUGAUCCUUCCGGUACUAAUUGGUACGUCGAAUCGAUGAGGGAACUAUGGCUUGUGGGGAUGCUUUUCUCAGUAGUUAUACCCUUUCGCAAGAACAGAAUGUGGCCAUUGCUAAAAUUCAAGGAGACAUUUUCAACGGUGCUGCAUACAAUGAAAGAUACGGCAGAAAUGGUAGAGGAGGUGGCUGAGAUGGUGGAGGAGGCAGCUGACGACAUUGCUGUUCAUCUUCCAGAAGGGAAACUUCGAAGGGCAGCAAGGUUUGUUGAGAGUGUGGCAAGAGAAGCAGCCAAGGAUGCUGUGCUAGCAGAAGAUGUCAUUAAAAAGGCUGAGGAAUUCGAAAAGGAGAUGGAUUCUAUCAUUGAGCAAGGCAAUCAGAAAAUGGAAGUAGAAAAUGACACCGAAAAUCAUGCAGCAAAAGCGACUGAGAUUAAAACAAAGAUAGCAGAGAUCAAACAAAUGAAUGCUGUUAAAAAUGAGAAAAUAAAAAGCUAAGGCAGCAGAUGGCUCAAAGUAGCAACUCAUGUAUUUAUUUUUAUUGUUUUUUUAACAAACAAUAUUAUCUGUAUUAUAGGAGUGAAUGAGUGUGCUAAGUCUUAUAAUGAACUAACAAUAAUGUGGUUCAAAUUCGUCUUUGGCGAGAAUAGAACUUAAAAGCUCUCACUUACAAGUGAAAAUGAAACCAUCCGUGAAUUUUAUUUGGGUUUAA